Protomyces lactucae-debilis is the source of this 2444-nucleotide messenger RNA. RefSeq lists its product as uncharacterized. The record is from RefSeq and is a predicted model, not a curated record. The transcript has a single exon. Bases 398 to 2377 code for a protein of 659 amino acids. NCBI's taxonomy places the organism in Eukaryota, Fungi, Ascomycota, Taphrinomycetes, Taphrinales, Protomycetaceae. Gene Ontology annotation, molecular function: nucleic acid binding.
CAUACAACAAUGCCAGGAAAAAAGAAGAAGGAACGGAAGCCGCCGCCUGGUGCUCGCAAAGGGAAGAAGACUACCCCGAUCGGCAAAGGGAACAAGCAUCGUGAUGCGCAUACAGGUACACUCCCAAUAAGACAGCGCGGCCAUUCCUGUCGUCAUCUAUAUGGCAUGCUGACACGCGCCUGUAGACUCGCCUGCACACUCAAGUCGAGUGCAAAGGACUGGAGUGCAGCAGAAAUCAUUUACACUGAUAGAUGAGGCGUUGGAUUCUAGCAGACUGGGCUCUAAGCGGCUCUGGAAGGGCGCAGCGGCAACGUCUAAGCUACGGCAUUCGCCUAUCGUGUUCAUCAGGGCAGAGGAGGUAUAUGAUCCUGGAAAGCUGCUCAGAGAUCAGAUUGCAAUGCGUGUUUUGGCCGAACCAUCACUGCCUGAUGCAACUAUGUCUCUGGAGCUCAAAAUUCCAGUCGAUGAGAGUAAGGAGCAGCUUGCAGAUCAACUCCUAGCAACACUUCAUGGAGAUGUGCCUGUUGCUGUCGAUUCUCAAGGUCAGCCGGAGCAUUUGGCAACACCUCUACUGCAGAAUGAGCCUAUCGUGGAGAAACCUGCUGUUGAAGUCAAUAACGAGCUGAUGAACCCAGCAAUUGAAGGCGUGUCUCUUGAGGAGGCCACCGAGGUCGAGACUGAUGAAAGCCUCGUUCCGGAUGUCACAUCGCUCAAUAAUCCCAACCGCACAGUGGACGCGGCCACAACCUCUCCGCCGGUUGAUAUGGACGCACUCCUUGAUUCUAUGGCAGUAGACGACGAGCUUGAUGAUCAGGCUUCAGACGUUGCAAAUCAAAUGGAUGAAGAGGAUGAAGAAAUCACGUCUGAUGAUUUUCAAACAGCAUCGAGCGACGAGGAACUGGAUGAAGAAGUGUCUUUCUUUGUAGACACGGAGGGAGACACGACUUUUGCAUCUACAGAGAUGCCUACGACUUCAACUCGACCGCUAAAUAUGACAGCUGCAUCCACACCCGUCGGUAUGGAACACAGUGGAAUAUCUACACCAUGGGCCCGCACAAUUGAUGACCCCGUCUUGGUAGAAGUGAACGAAACAACUACGACAGCCAGACCGUAUUCAGGACAUGCCUUUGCAGAGACCCAAUCGCGCGGCAAACGCGGCGGGCAAAGGAAACGGGAAAGACAGCAAGCCGCGCAGGAACAACUGCGUAUGGAUGAAGCUUAUGCCAUCCACCUCGAUUAUAUGGAGAAUUCGCGCUGGAGAGAAGAUGAAGAUGCGGCAGAAGAUGACGAGGACGAAGCGCCUUUGCUGGCACAGAUGCUGGCGGGACUCGGUCCAGCCAAUGCCUUUGGCAAUACGGCUAUGGACAGCGAUGAAGAAGACGACGAGGAUAAUCAAGAGGAUUCGCUGGACGAAGACGAGCUUGAAGCUCCUCUUGAUGCAGAAGAGAACAUGUUUACGCUCAACUACAACAAGUCUUCGCGCAAUCGUUACAAUGAUUUUGCCAGCGAUGCGCUCUUCCAUGACGAUUUUAAUGUUUACGACUACAACUCUGCAGGAGAAGAUGAUGCCGAGUCCUUGCCAGACUUGCCGGCCUCUGGCGCUCGUCGGCGGGACCUGAAUCAAUUCGUGCAAGACAUGGAUUUGUCGGACGAAGAACUUGAAGCAACACUCAUUGCGCAAUGGAAAGCUGACAAGGCUUCCAAGAAGUCCAGGAAACGAGAUCGUCAACAGCAGCAUGCCGAAGGACUGGUUGGAAAGCGCGCAAAGCGUGCACGCGCUGCACAUGCUGCCAAUGCUGGUCAUGGCUCUUUGAGUGAGUACCACACAAUCAUCAAGCAUUUCGUCUCACACGCGGAUUAUGUGGGCGUGGAGCAGUUGCCUUUGCCUGCAAUGGACCGCUCUAUUCGCCGAGCUGUUCACAUUAUUGCCCAGCACGGAUAUAAUCUGCAGACAAAGAGUCAAGGCAGCGGAAAGCGACGCUAUCCUGUGUUGUACAAAACGAAGCACUCCUCGUCUGCCAAGAAUCUGCCGGAUGCCGUCUUUAUCGAGGAAGUCAUGGUACAAGCACAAAAGACUAUUGGCUACACAAGCAGCACCAAGCGUCGCGAUCCAAUGCAGAUCAAGACGAAGGGCAAGGGCAAGAUUCCUGGCGGCGGCGGUAUCAGCAGAGCAGCGGGGGCGGGCGCUGGUAAACUGCGCGAUGGUGAUAUUGUUGGUGUGGAUGCACCUGAGAUUGCCCUGUCGAAUCGUGGUCGUGCCAUGCUCGAGAAGCUCGGCUGGAGUCAUGGAACGGGCCUUGGCGUUGUCGGCAAUAUCGGUAUCUCUAUACCACUGACAGCGACAGUCAAGAAUACACGAGUGGGAUUGGGUACGUAGAUGAAGAGACUAUUGUAUUGUAUAUAUGCCCAGCAGCCCAGGUGUAGAAGCAGGUAGAUGUUCAGAU